Cryptomeria japonica (Japanese cedar) is the source of this 1300-nucleotide messenger RNA. Its product is annotated as (R,S)-reticuline 7-O-methyltransferase-like. The transcript has 3 exons. Gene Ontology annotation, molecular function: S-adenosylmethionine-dependent methyltransferase activity; protein dimerization activity; O-methyltransferase activity. NCBI's taxonomy places the organism in Eukaryota, Viridiplantae, Streptophyta, Pinopsida, Cupressales, Cupressaceae. Bases 29 to 1153 code for a protein of 374 amino acids. The record is from RefSeq and is a predicted model, not a curated record. Gene Ontology annotation, biological process: methylation.
UACAUUGUAAAGUUUUACUUGCUUCUCAAUGGCUCCUCCACCUACAGUUGCAAUUCCCCAGGUUUCUGAACAAGAAGCCCAGAUCGAGAAGCUAAAACUGUAUGACAUAAUGCUGGGCGCAGCUAAGCCCAUGGCUCUCAGAGCUGCUGUUUUGCUGAAUAUUCCGGACAUAAUUGCUGAGGCGUCAGGCUCUCUUACCCUAGAAGAAAUCGCUGCUUGUAUUUCAGCAUCUACUGAUAGCCCACCUCACAUAGAAUAUCUGUUUCGUCUUCUGAGAUUUCUAGCCUCCCAGGAAGUCUUUAGUGAGAUCCCACACCAGGAGGACUUCAGGCAAACUAGAUAUGGCCUCACAGGCCUCUCUAAAUUACUUGUUAAGGAAACAAGAAAAGGAGGUGUGUCGGUGCAAAACUAUGUUCCAUGGUUGUUGGCAUUCAACAAUGAUAGUUCCCUCAAGGGAUGGCUGCAUCUGCAUGAGUCUGUGUUAGAAGGGAGCAGCGCCUUCAGUAAGGCUUUUGGUAUGAGUUAUUGGGAGUAUGUUGCAAACAAUCCUGAAGCGAACAAGACAUUGAACGAGGCCAUGUCCUGUGACACUCGUGCUGUCAUGUCUAGUGUUGUCAAGAUUUAUGAGGAGGGAUUUAAGAAGAUAAAUUCUUUGGUUGAUGUUGGGGGAGGUCUCGGCUCUGCCUUGUCCAUUAUUGUCGACAAUCACAAACACAUUAGAGGAAUUAAUUUCGACUUGCCUUAUGUCAUUGCUUCUGCACUUCCUAUCGCUGGAGUACAACAUGUGAGUGGCAAUAUGUUUGAACACAUUCCAUCAGCUGAUGCAAUCUUUAUCAAGUGGGUUUUGCAUGAUUGGAGCGAUGAUGAUUGUGUAAGAGUGUUGAGAAGGUGCUAUGAGGCUAUACCAGAAAAUGGAAAAGUUAUAAUUGUUGAUGCUCUUAUUGUUGAAGGAAAAAGAGAUGAAGAUAACAAAGAAAAUCUUCAAAGGGGAGUGGGCCUGGCAUUUGAUAUGGAAAUGAUGCUAUUCAGUACUGGUGGAAAGGAGCGAACAGAGAUGGAAUUUAAACAAAUUCUUAUCAAAGCAGGUUUCAAAAGCUACACCAUCUUCAAAUUGCCAUCUAUUCAAAACAUUAUUGAGGCUUCCAAGUUCUAAACCAAUAGAGUGUUUGUUCUAUAGCCACAUUAUUGUUUUUUAUGGUGGCCAUCAAAGUAAUACUUUUUAUCAGUUUUCUAUAAGGUUCGGGGUCCUUUCAAAACCUACCUUUUAUCUUCUAUAAAAAAUGGCUUUUAGUUGUACGCA